Messenger RNA from Grammomys surdaster, 1608 nucleotides. It is a transcript of the gene Lipt1, whose product is annotated as lipoyltransferase 1. Gene Ontology annotation, cellular component: cytoplasm; mitochondrion. Gene Ontology annotation, biological process: protein lipoylation. The record is from RefSeq and is a predicted model, not a curated record. The coding region runs from base 118 to 1239 and encodes 373 amino acids. The transcript is spliced from 2 exons. Gene Ontology annotation, molecular function: lipoyltransferase activity. NCBI's taxonomy places the organism in Eukaryota, Metazoa, Chordata, Mammalia, Rodentia, Muridae.
GCUGGAGAGGAAUCGGCAGCGACUGCGUCUUGCGACCUGAGUGCUCUAGGUUCCACGUGUGUUGAUUGAGCUUUAAUUUGCAGAAAAGCUGCUGCGGGCGCGACCGGAAGUGGAAGCAUGCUAAUUCCAUAUUCAAUGAAGAAUUGCUUCCGAUUACUUUGUCAGCACAAGGUCCCAACAGCUGGCUUUAAAAGCCCACCCACACAUGGGCUCAUUUUACAAUCAAUCUCCAAUGAUGUGUAUGAAAAUCUGGCUAUAGAGGACUGGAUUCACGACCACAUACAUCUUGAAGGCAAGCCAAUUCUUUUCCUUUGGAGAAAUUCUCCUUCUGUCGUCAUCGGUAGGCAUCAGAAUCCAUGGCAAGAAUGUAACCUCCAUCUGAUGAGACAGGAUGGAAUAAAACUGGCUCGGAGGAAGAGUGGAGGAGGAACAGUGUACCACGACAUGGGUAACAUCAAUCUCACCUUCUUUACCACCAAAACCAAGUAUGACAGAAUGGAAAAUCUGAAACUAAUCGUGAGAGCUCUGAAUGCUGUCCAACCCCAGCUGGAUGUACAGCCUACCAAAAAAUUUGACCUGUUACUUGACGGGCAGUUUAAAAUCUCAGGAACCGCAUCAAAGAUCGGCCGGACUGCCGCGUACCACCACUGCACCUUGUUAUGCAGCACCAACAGGACAGCUCUGUCUUCCUCACUGAAGAGCCCGUAUCGCGGGAUAAAGAGCAACGCUACUCCCAGCAUCCCUUCUGCGGUCAAAAACCUUCUGGAAAGAGAUUCCACGCUGACCUGUGAAAUUCUGAUGAAUGCUGUGGCUGCAGAGUAUGCGGCGUAUCAUCAAAUUGAUAACCACGUUAACCUAAUAGACCCUGCAGAUGAGACGGUGUUUCCUGGGAUAAACAGCAAAGUCAAGGAACUGCAAAGUUGGGAGUGGGUAUACGGCAGGACGCCCAAGUUUACCGUGGACACCACGGUUCACGUGCCGAAUGAGCAGGCGCAUUUGGAAAUCCAAGUGUUUAUGGACGUAAAGAACGGUCGAAUUGAAACCUGCAAUAUUAAGGCACCGGAUCACUGGCUGCCACUGGAAAUAGGUGACAAAUUAAACUCAAGUUUCAUUGGCAGCAAAUUCUGCCCUGUUGAAACCAACCUGCUGAUGAAUAUAUUACUGAGGACAAGUCCAGACGACCAUCACUUACACAGUAAAUGGAACAUUCUGUGUGAAAAAAUCAGGGGAAUAAUGUGACCCCCAAUAACUUUCUUUACACUGGCAGUUUCAGCGAGAAAAAAUUUUAAUUACAAUUUAUUUUAUGUCUCCUUAGGAAAGAAAUAGAGGUGUCAGGUUCAACCUGUUUCAGCCUUGAGGUGGCCUGUUCCUGGUUUCUACUCCUUAGCUUUGUCACAAACUUUGACUGAUAAUCUGUUAAGAGUUUUGGCCCUUGGAAAUGAGCCUUUCAGGUCAGGGCCCUGUCUUCUUUCAUUUCUCUUCUCAUUAAACUUCAGAGAAGAAACUGUGUUCUUUUUCCUGAAGGCUAACUCCCUACUCGGAUUUUGUCCUCUCCUGCUUGUACCAUUGGGGGGUUUUGUUGUUGGUUUUUGUAUUGUUUUGUUUGUA